UUCCCGGUCAUGAGACCCGGAAGUUUUUUUUUUUUAAAUCCCAUCUCUCUCCCUUUUCCAACCUCCCCCCCCAAUCUAUCACAUGGCAGAGAUAGAAUAAAAACAGAAAAAUGGCGACGGUCACGUUGUGGCGAGGCUUACUGCGUCACUAGAUAAUCCUCAUGCAAAUAGCGGAAAGAACAAAGGAAGGGGGGCCCUGGACCCCCGGGGGCGCAGGGUGCUGGCGUGGGUCCCUUGCGGUCCGGCGGCGACUGUAAAUAGAGCCUGGAUGUUGUUUACAUGAAGGAUCCGGCGGGAGGAGUCUGCGAGGAGGCGGAGGCGGAGGAGGAGGAGGGAGGCGAGAGGAAGAACGGAGUCUCCGCGGCCGCGGCCGUCCGGGUGAGGGUGAGCUCCGCACGGCGUCCGGAGACGGGGCGCUACCACGAGGCGGAGACGCUGGACCCUGGGCUACCCGCUCGCCAGAAGCCACCUUCUUGGAGAAGGACCACACCUGUGCUUAUUCCAGCUUUGGGGGAGAGAUGUAGAAAUGGAAGUUCUGAGAAUGGUGGACUCUGCAGAAAAGAGGAGUAUAAUUGUGUUUCUGGAACAGCCCACGGCUCUAGAACUGGAGGUCGGUUCCUCCAGAUGGGCCUGCUAAGGUUAUGCAGCGUGAGACUAUUUAGAGCCUCACCAUUCGCUGGGCUCUGACCCCACUUUUCCUUCUGAUUCCCCACAUCUCGAACCAGAAGGGGAUCUUUUGGUCUUUCACUUCACGGGGAGCCUUCAGAGGGAGUCAUGCGGUCCACCCAGCAAGGACGCCACCAGCCAGCAGAGACUGACAGGCUGCCCUGGCUCAGUUAUCACAGUGCUGAUGCUGUCCAUUCUAAAGGUACAGUACUGUGAUAACUGAAGGAUGGCAGCCAUCUUGCCUGCCCUCAGGAGCCCUCCUGCCCAGGAAGAAGACACAAGGGGACAGACGCGUGGGAAACAGGUGCGGGGACCCGAAAACCCUCUUCCACGGCUCCUGUAUGCUACCUUCCCCGGCAUGGAGGGAAUGUUAUUUCGUCUGUCUUUUCCUUAUUUUUUAAUGUGGGGAUAAAGGGAGUUGGGUCGUUGUUUGCACAGCAGCGUGAACACGUGUGCUGAGUGGACACAGAGUAAAAUCACUGGAACUUUUAAGAGACUGGGAUUUGGGACAUUUUUUUAAGAUCUUUGAAACUUCUAGGUGACUGAUAUUCGAUAAGAACUAAGUGUGAAUUAGUAUUUUUGAAUGGUGUUCAGAGAUGUGCUGUUUUUAUCUGUAAAUGGUAACCUGAUUAGAGUAGCUUGGCGCUUGUCAAUAUUCGAUGCCCAAAGUGAAAUUCGUCUUAAACAGGGAGGGAAAAAGCCCUACAUGUUUAACAGUAUUGAUAUAAUUCAGCAAUUUUCAAUCCUUUUUAUCUCAUGGUAUUUUUCAGCACAGAAAAUACUGUAUUUUUUGCCAGUCUGGCAAAAACAUAGAUA
Messenger RNA from Molossus molossus (Pallas's mastiff bat), 1482 nucleotides. RefSeq lists its product as uncharacterized. The transcript has 6 exons. The coding region runs from base 280 to 687 and encodes 135 amino acids. NCBI's taxonomy places the organism in Eukaryota, Metazoa, Chordata, Mammalia, Chiroptera, Molossidae. The record is from RefSeq and is a predicted model, not a curated record.